AUGCGAGCUCUUCCUCAGUUCAACUAUAUUUUUGCUAUUGGCACCAUAUUUGCGUUCCUUGACGCUUGGAAUAUCGGUGCCAAUGAUGUUGCAAACUCAUUCGCGACUUCUGUCGCUUCCCGCUCGCUCACCCUCAAGCAAGCCAUGUGCAUCGCUACGGUAAUGGAGAUGCUCGGAGCCUUGCUUGUUGGUGCAAGAACUGCCGAUACCAUUAGGACCAAGAUAAUCUCGACAAAACUCUUCGAAGAAGAUCCAUCAGUACUCAUGUUGGGCAUGAUGUGCGCUAUUAUCGGGUCCUCUGUCUACCUCACCGUCGCCACAAAGUUAUCCAUGCCCGUGUCCACUACGCAUUCCAUCAUGGGCGGUGUCAUCGGCGUGGGCAUUGCGGCAGUCGGCCCUAAGGGCAUCGAUUGGACAUUCAAGGGAGUCUCUUCUGUCUUUGCUGCAUGGGCCAUCGCUCCUGGUAUUGCUGGUGGCUUCGGUGCGAUCAUCUUCCUCAUCACCAAGUACGGCGUCAUGCGUCGAAAUAACCCGGUUUACAAGGCCUUCUUCAUGGUCCCGAUCUACUUUUUUGUCACUUCAUUCCUCCUCACUCUUCUCAUUUGCUGGAAGGGCGGAUCUGCGAAGAUCAAACUCACUGAUGUGCAGGUCAUUUGGGUCUCCAUUGUUGUUGGUGUUGUUGUCGCUGUUGUUAUUGCUACUUUCUUCAUCCCAUUCCUCUAUCGCCGGAUCAUUAAGGACGACUGGGAGUUAAAGACAAGGCAUAUAAUUUUCGGUCCUCUACUUCUUCGACGCCCAGAACUCACUCCGCGCCCAGAGGGUGUCAGUGUCGGAAACAUCCCUGACUUCUACGCUGGGCAUCUCAAUGCAGAAGAGCUCGAGAUGAAGCGUGCCGCGGAAGCGCGUGUCAGUGAUGGCGAUGUUGAGAAGACUGCAACCAUCACUGCAACACCUGUCAAACCGGACGAUAUCACCCCAGUUGGUUCCAGUCACAAAGCUACAACCAAUCCAGGUCGCAAGCUUUCUAUAACCAAGAAGCAACCACCUGAAGGUCCUUGGUACACACCCGCUGUCGUUUUCUACUGGGUUCGAUACGCCAUCUUCCGCGGAGUAGAAAAGGACGUCGUUACUCAGCAAAGUAACAAAGACUUUUUAUCUGGCGACAUUGAAAAAGUCCACGCCACGGGCGAGCAUUACGACAACCGUGCCGAGUACACGUAUUCCUUCCUGCAAGUCAUGACGGCAGCGACUGCGUCGUUUGCCCACGGCGCCAACGAUGUAUCCAACGCCAUUGGUCCAUACACCGCCAUCUACUUCAUCUGGUCCACCGGUGAGAUCUCGAAAAAGGUGCCUGUGCCCCUCUGGAUCCUCGCUUUUGGCGGCGGUUGCAUUGUGCUUGGUCUAUGGACAUACGGCUACAACAUCAUGCGCUCGCUCGGCAACAAAAUCACGCUUCACUCGCCUUCUCGUGGCUUCUCCAUGGAGCUGGGGGCCGCCAUUACUGUCAUUCUGGCAACGAAACUGGCACUUCCUGUCUCGACAACCCAGUGCAUUACGGGUGCGACGGUUGGUGUCGGUCUCUGCAACGGGACUUGGAGGACUAUCAAUUGGCGUAUGGUUGCCUGGAUUUACAUGGGCUGGUUCAUUACACUUCCUUGUGCUGGGCUUAUCUCGGGCUGCUUGAUGGGUAUUAUUCUUAAUGCGCCGAGGUGGGGCAUGGGCGUGUAG
Messenger RNA from Exserohilum turcica Et28A, 1728 nucleotides. RefSeq lists its product as uncharacterized. Gene Ontology annotation, cellular component: membrane. Gene Ontology annotation, biological process: phosphate ion transmembrane transport. The transcript has 3 exons. Bases 1 to 1728 code for a protein of 575 amino acids. Lineage: Eukaryota; Fungi; Ascomycota; Dothideomycetes; Pleosporales; Pleosporaceae. The record is from RefSeq and is a predicted model, not a curated record.